AUGGAGGAGACGAUUGUUGAAUUUCAAGAUUGCCUGGAACAUGUACUGGCAUGGUUGCUCGAGGCUGAAGAACAGGCUAACUGUAUGAAAUCCAUUGAAAAAAAUGAUGCAAGUUUUGACAUAUCUUUUCAGAAUUUAAUUUGGCAGCAAUAUCAAAUUUCAUUGAAGGUGGAGCUAGUGAAAAGUUUAUUCAAGGAGCAUGAAAUGUUUAUGCAAUCACUUACCGAAAGUCAAGAUGGUGUUGGUCGAGUACUGCACAGAGGUCAGCAACUGGUACAAAAAAUGGACGAAGAAGAGGCAAGCGUAAUUGUCUCCCAAUUAUUAGUGGUAAAUGCGAAAUGGGAACAAAUUAGGGAAGUUGCAAUGUCACGACAAAAUCAACUGCAGCACUGUUUGAACACAGCUCAAAUCGAGCAGCUUGAAUCAAUCAGGAAAUGGUUAGAUGGUAUAGAGGAAGAAAUACAAAAUGCGUCGCCGUUAACAAUGAAUCAAAAUGAAAUUGAACAAUUAAUCAAUGCCCAUGCAGCAAUUCAAGAGCGCAUCGAAAAUGAACAAAAGAUCGUUCGCGGCUUAUCAACAUUUGUGGCUGUAGUAGACGAAUCAGACUCUCAUUUCUCAUACGAAAAUUUGGAAAAAUUAUUGCAAUCCGUUGGACAGAGGUGGAUGAGCGUCUGUGAGUGGGCUGAAAUGCGCGAACGACAGUUAAAUGGUUUAUCGGAAUUGGUCGUUCAAUACAACUCCGCAUAUCGAAAGAUUUUGGAAUGGCUUGAUAAUUGGGAAGAGGAUAUGGGAAGCCUGCGCGAUGUCAAUGAAUUGAAGGAGGAAAACGAAAUAGUGGAUCAAGUGUAUCAAAUACAGAAAUUCGAAUCUGCCCUUCAGCAAGGUCAUCCUGAUUUUGUCCAUCUUUCACAACUUGCCGUUGAAUUAAUCGGUAAACUUGACAGUACCAAUAGAGUAGAUGCUAAUCAAAUUCGACAACAAAUCGAAACGGUAACCCAACGUUGGGAUAACAUUGUUGCUCGAAUUGAUGACCAUUCCCAUAUGUUAGUAAGAAGUGGAAAAGCAGAAGCACGACAGCUUCGACCUGAUGACAAUGAAGAGGAUUAUGGCGCUGCUGGGACCAGUAAACAGCAUCUAGAGGUGGACAGUCAGCUGGAAAGUGAGCCUUUGUCUACUGUACAGUUUACUUCACAUGAAACAAUCGAUCCGAUGAUUUCCUCCUCAUCAACUCUUUCUGUCAGUACAGUAAUUUCACCAGUGGAUGCUUUCAUUGCAAAUGUCAAUCGAGUUGGUGAGGAAUUGCAGCCAUUACUUGAUUGGACAUAUCAAAUCAAGAUUACUCGGAAUCCAGAUGAACUCCAAAAUAUCAUACAGGCUUGUCAGGACAAGCUGACGGAGAUCAAAGAAAAGGAAAUAGAAGUAAGCGGAUUGCAUGCGGAAUUGGAUCGAAUUCACAAUCUGGAUAUUUCUACUCCUCAAUUGCAACUUGCGAACGAUUCAUUUCAGAACUUCACCCAGAUAUGGUCUGAUAUUGUUACCAGAAUAUCAGACGCAUUGAAUUCCUUAUCAGCACAAGGUACCUUGAUUGGAGCUGAAAGCGAUGAAGAAUUGGAACGAAUAGUGAGUCAACUAAAUGAAUUUUUUGAAAAAUCCAAAAAUAUAGUUUCGAAUUGCGCUCAAAUACCGUUAAGUGAACGUGAAGAACGUGUAGUUAAGCUACAAAAGCAACUGCGUGAACAGGAUAAAAAUAUUGGAUUUCUAGAAAAUAAUCAUCCGGACAAAAAACAAAUUGGAGACUUGAAGAAACGGCUGGUUGAGCUGAAGGAAUCGGUGAAUAAAUUGACGGGAAAAGAUCCAGUUAUUGAACGUUUCGAGAAUUAUCUGCGCUCCACCUUUCCAUGUGCCGGUGACAUCAGUACGCUAACCAGUGAACUCGAACGUUGUGAUGAAUUACUCAAGGAGUUGGGAGAUUUAAAGCUAAAGGAUCCGAAAGUGGAGCAACUGGAAAAGUUAGGCAAUGCGAAACGUGAUAAUCUGGCGGAUUACUUAGAAAGAAGUCAGCGGAAUGAUGAAAAGACAACUGCAUCCGAAAAUAUGCUCUCUGCAUUGACGGAUCGCUUUGCGGCUCUGAAAAGUGCAAAACUAGAAGUACCCGAACUGUACAAACAAUUCAUGGAGCUACAAAAGGAUAUUCAACAAGGUUUAGCAAUUCAGAAGGAAUCAGUGAUUCUAAACGAAGAAAUUAUGUUGAUAACGUUGAGUAGCUCGGCAUCCAGCCGUGAUCGAAUCUUCCAAAAGCUGAAAAAUCGAAUGCAGCUAACUGUUGCUGGUUGGAGUACCUUAGAAGAUGAUAUUGAUGAAAGUAUAGCAUUACUGGAAAAGGAAAGUAAACGACUUCAACAAAGUGCGGUACGAGAAUUACAACGAAAUAUGGAUGAACUUCGACGUGCCAUCGAUGCAAGUCGUGAUGCGACAGAUGCAGAAGAAUUCAGCGAACAUUUAUAUAAUUUGGAACAUUUAUGUGAGACAAUGGAAACGGCUGAUAAAGAAUUAGAGAAUUUAUCGGGAACAAAUGAACGGAUGGCAAGAGAUCUUAAUCAUGCACGUGAGCAACGUGAUGAUGUACUGCUCAAAGCUAAGGAACGUAUCGAACAACUUGAGGCAGCUAUUCGUAAUUGUGAACAAUUCGACAGUUCCUUAACCGAAUGUCAAGCCUGGUGUAAUCAUGUACAGCUGAUACUGUCAUGUCGAGCUGCAAAUGAUGUUUCUGCGUUGGAUGUACCUCAUGAAUACAAGCAACUUCAAAAAGAAUUCGAUGAUUUCGAGUGUUGCAUCCGAGAUUUACGAGAAUUUGUUCUUAAAAAUACCAGUGAUUGGGGUACACCAAAUCGCUUACAAUUACAAUUGGAUCAUAUCACUAAUCAAUUCGAAGAUUUGAUGGCGAAAUUUGUUGAGUUCAAGCAACCAAUUGGCUUAGAAGAACGCGCAGAAAGGUUAUCACGGGAAAUAUCGGAUAUGGAAAAUAGUGUUGACGAAUUGACGGGUGUACAAGCGGAGAGUUGUAAACAAGCUUUGGAUCAUACCAAUGAAAUCACUAGACGACUUGCUAUGGCAAGAACGCAUUUGGAAGAAUUAACUGAAUCCGGAAAAAUGUUUGCCAAGGAACAGAUUUUAAUGCCAACUGCUGUGCAGGUUUUGAGCAAGAAAGUUAGCAAAUUAGAUGAGAAGCUAAAGAAUUUGAGCGAGAGGAAUAUCGAAAUGACGGAACGCAUGCAAAACUGCGUAAUGUCGUUGGACGCUCUGAACAAUGAUAUGAAAAAACUGGACGCUGUAUUUGAGAGUGUAGAAUCGAGACUGAAUGCUUUUGUUCGAUCAGAAAACAUAGAAACAGUAGAUGCCGAUCGAGCAACGUUGGAAGAAUUACUGGAAGACCUCAAUAAAGGUGUGUCAUUGUUGUCGAGGGCUGAAAAUGUCAUGCAACGAUUGUCAAUGGAUUCGUUCAAAGUUGAUGAAAGCAUAAUAGAGCAAAGGAAACGUCGAGCUAUACGUUUGCAAGGCGAUUUACGAUCGUGGAUUGAUGCUGUUAAAUGUGUCAGUGAAGAUAAGACGGCACUGUUGCAGAAGUUCGAAAUUUUGCACAGUCAGCUAAAAGAAUCCUUGACGGAGAUGGAACAAAUUGAAAAUACCGAGGUGUUACUAGCCGCAUUAGACAAAUGCAGAUCGGAUAAGAAUGUUUUCAUUGCACGGUAUCGUCGACUGUUGAGAUCAGAUCCUGAAGCGGAAACAAAGUUUUCAGUGGUCUUUUCAGAAGUUGAGAAGCGCUGGAAUGAGAUGGAGAAGAAAUGUCAGAAAGCGCGAAGCACUUCGCCCUCUGGCCCGGCACCCCCGCAACUACGUCAUGACAGCAUAAGAGGAAGUUUUCGGGAUCAAAUCAGUUUAUUACACGAUCUAUACAAAAUUGCUAGUGAUUGUCUGGAUUUUGAACGCUUUCCGGUUUCCUCCGUGAGUGAGUGGUCGAAACGUGUUCAGGAUGUUGACGAUUGGCUUGUUGAUUACACCGGAAAACUGAAGGGAGCGGUCGAGCAGGGCCGUUGUUUGGCAAGUAGCGGUCGCAUGGAGCUUGAUGUUCACGACGCCUUAGGUAGUUUGGACGGGGUUGUUGAUUUAGCAAAUCAGGUGGAAGGAACCUUGAAGGAGAACAAAACAAAUUUGUUUCCUAUACAAGCUAAAGCAGAGGCUCUACAACGAGACAUUAAUGCAAUAUACGAUGUACUGGAAAAGCUUUCAUCCCGCGAUCUAUCAGAAUCAACAAUCGCCAGUGCCACUCAACGUGAUUUGCUAGAUCGGCAGACGCAGUUAGAUUACUUGCAACGGCGAAGUGAUGAUCUGCACAAUUGUCUCCCUGGAAAUUCUACAAGUCAACCAAAUACAAUAAUGGAUAAAAUUUAUGAUAAAAUUCGUGAUCUCGAAGAGAGAAUAGACGUAUCAAUCAAAAAAAAUCGGGAAAAUAUAAUGGUGCAAAUAGACCAGCCAUUAGAAAUAAUUCGAUUGGAAGAACAAAAAGAAUCGGAUGUAAUUUCGACUGCAAGUACUGGUGGACAAUCACUCACACUCGAAGUACAGGAAGCUGAAGAUGAUCAUCAGCCACGGGCGGAACUGCAGAAGACGGGAUCAAAUGGCUCUGAACCUUUGAUAAUGGCAAUGAAAGUUAACGUUAUCGAACCAUCCGAAUCGCUCAUGUCUUUAUACAUCGAAAUGGAUGAAAUUGAGAAGGAACUAAAUCAUAGAGACCCAUUGCCUUUCAAGGAUUUGCAUCAAAAAAACGAAAACUGGAGGUUUGUGACAUGA
Molecule: messenger RNA, 4848 nt
Organism: Loa loa (African eye worm)
Lineage: Eukaryota; Metazoa; Nematoda; Chromadorea; Rhabditida; Onchocercidae
Exons: 29
Coding region: 1-4848 (1615 amino acids)
Biological process (GO): synaptic signaling
Cellular component (GO): plasma membrane
Molecular function (GO): protein binding
Source: RefSeq, a predicted model, not a curated record